Cynoglossus semilaevis (tongue sole) is the source of this 2513-nucleotide messenger RNA. RefSeq names its product myotubularin related protein 6 (gene mtmr6). Gene Ontology annotation, molecular function: phosphatidylinositol-3,5-bisphosphate phosphatase activity; phosphatidylinositol-3-phosphate phosphatase activity. Gene Ontology annotation, biological process: phosphatidylinositol dephosphorylation. The transcript is spliced from 15 exons. The record is from RefSeq and is a predicted model, not a curated record. Gene Ontology annotation, cellular component: cytoplasm; nuclear envelope. The coding region runs from base 222 to 2210 and encodes 662 amino acids. Lineage: Eukaryota; Metazoa; Chordata; Actinopteri; Pleuronectiformes; Cynoglossidae.
ACACUUGCCGGGAUUGUGGGUUGAAAAUAUUGGCAGCAUUACGCGGAUGGGAGAGCAGAGAAAUAAUUGACAAUAUAAUACAUAUUCGUAUGCCUCCGACAAAGUAUAGCUGGUUUUGUAUCGCAUUGUCCUCCGUAACACUAUCAAUGAUAACGUUUUGUGUAGUAAGUGUCGUUUAAAGAUUUGCAGUCGCUGACAGCUGUUCUAACUGCAGAGGAGAAAUGGAGCACAUCCGGACGCCGAAGGUGGAGCAGGUGCGGCUGGUGGAUCGCUUCAGCAACAAAACAACAAAUGGCACAUUGUACCUCACAGCUACACAUCUAAUCUUUGUGGAAAGCAGCUCCAACAACUCCACCUCAGCUGCACAGGAGAUCUGGAUUUUGCAUCAUCAUAUAGCCUCUGUGGAAAAGCUCUCCUUGACCACCACAGGCUGUCCUCUGGUCAUCCAGUGUCGGAACUUCCGGGUGGUGAACUUUGUGGUGCAGAGAGAAAGAGACUGUCACGACGUCUACAGCUCGCUCCUGCGUCUUCUACGGCCAGUUUCUUAUGAGGAGCUCUACGCUUUCUCCUACAACCCCAAACAGAAUGACCAGCAGAGGGAAGAAGGGUGGCAGCUCAUUGACCUGGGGGCAGAGUUUGAGAGGAUGGGUGUCCCCUGUGACCAGUGGCAGCUCACUGAUGUCAACAGAGACUAUAAAGUGUGUGAGACAUAUCCACGGGACCUGUAUGUUCCCAUUACAGCCAGUAAACCUAUCAUUGUGGGAAGUUCUAAGUUCAGAAGCAAAGGACGCUUCCCUGUACUGACUUACUUUUAUCAGGAGAAAAAGGCGGCAGUGUGUCGAUGCAGUCAGCCUCUCUCUGGUUUCAGUGCCCGAUGCUUGGAAGAUGAAAGCAUGCUGCAGGCCAUCAGCAAAGCCAAUCACAACAGCCGUUUUGUUUAUGUCAUGGAUACAAGGCCAAAGUUGAACGCACUUGCAAACCGAGCAGCGGGUAAAGGCUAUGAGAAUGAAGACAACUACUCCAACAUCCGCUUCCAGUUUGUUGGUAUUGAAAACAUCCACGUGAUGAGAGGCAGCCUGCAGAAACUGUUAGAAGUGACAGGAUCCCGCUCUCUCUCCAUGAGUGAUUACCUGGUUGGUCUGGAGAGCAGCGGCUGGCUUCGGCAUAUAAAGGCUAUUGUCGAUGCAGCUGUGUUUCUCACAAAGGCGGUGACCGCGGAAGGAGCAAGUGUCUUGGUUCAUUGUUCAGAUGGAUGGGACCGAACAGCUCAAGUCUGCUCUCUGGGGUCGUUGCUCAUGGAUCCGUACUAUCGUACCAUCAAGGGUUUCAUGGUACUGAUUGAGAAAGACUGGAUCUCUUUCGGUCACAAGUUUGCAGACAGGUGUGACCAGCUGGAUGGCGAUCCAAAGGAGGUGUCGCCGAUUUUCACCCAGUUUCUGGAAGCAGUUUGGCAAUUGACCGAACAGUUCCCACAGGCGUUCGAGUUUAGCGAGUGGUUCCUGCUGCAAAUCCACGAACACGUGCACUCCUGCCAGUACGGAAACUUUCUUGGAAACAACCAGAGACAAAGGGAGGAGCUGCAGCUCAGAGAGCGGACACACUCCCUAUGGGCAUUUCUGAUGGGCGAAAAACAGAAUUAUUUGAAUCCAUUCUACAGCCCCGCAUACAGUGAAUCAAACCCGGUCUUAGAGCCUUCAACUCUGCCGUACCAUUUCAAGUUUUGGCGGAACAUGUAUCACCAGUUUGACCGCUCCAUGCACCCACGUCAGUCUAUCCUUAAAACCAUUCUUACUCUGAGAGAAAACACCCGCAAAGCAGAGAGUACUCUGCAGGCACUGGAGAGCAAGCUGCAACAGCUGGGUGAAACCCCGGUGGUCAAUUCAGAGAUAACCGCACCUCCCCCCACCAGAGAUCAGCACUCAAACUCACUCCCACCACGUCCCAGCUCCCUCAUCCUGGGGGCUCCCAUUAACCAGAAAGAAGUGCAGAGGCAGGUGGAGGAAGAGGAGGAGGACGAGCAGGAGGAGGUGGGCGAGGAAGCUUUGGAGAGCUCCGAUACCAACACAGAGCGGACAGUAGAGGGCAGCAGUGGCACUGAGAGCAGGAAGCAAAGCUAUGGAGAGCUGGAUGGGACAUUCAACAGUGACCUGGCCAAAGAAGAGCCAGCUGUGGUCAGUCUAGAGUUUGGAGUGGCCCGCAUGACCUGCUGAGACCUGACAGCACAGCUGUCUGACACCGAGGGACUGAUGUGGCUCAGAACGAAGACAAAAUGAAAGUGUGCGCAUGUCCUGGUUCCCUGGUGUCCUGAAUGGAAUCAUAAGAUGAAUAUACAGUGAAUCUGAAUGGACUGAAUUAAUGAAGUUAAGUCUCUUUAGACUAAAUCUCUAUGGAAUCCUCAUUAUAAUGUCACAUAUUGCACUUAUAGGAAAAGGCCUGUUUGUUUUUUAAUGUUUAAAAGAACUGUAGAAAGGAACUGGAAGGAAAAGGAGAAUAAAUUAAUCCUAAAAAUAAGA